UUCGCUUCUAGUGAGACGUUUUGUUCCGAAAUUGAGGAAAAUAAGAGAUGAAUAUUAAUUAACUCAGUGUCACUAGUGGAUACAUAUUGUAAUAAUGUUUAUAACCGCUUGGCUAUGUGCGAAACCAAAGAGCAAAUUUGUUUUGGUACUCUGCGAGAGUAUGGUGAGUGGACACAAGGUGAAUCUCAUACGAGAGAGACUUGCAGAGAAAAUGGAAUUCAUGCAAUUCGAUCCAUAUGCCCAAGUGAUGGCGUACUACAAAGAACGAAAGAAAAUUCGUAGUAUAAAAGAUUGGAGAGGAGAGAACGCAUACACAAAAGGCUACAACGAUAAAGAGGUAGGCGAACCAAUCCGAAAGAUGCAGUAAAUAACUUGAAAUGUACUGAACAUAAAAUAAAUAUCAAUUAUCGUUACACAAAA
This is a messenger RNA of Diachasma alloeum, 420 nucleotides long. RefSeq names its product 39S ribosomal protein L33, mitochondrial (gene mRpL33). The record is from RefSeq and is a predicted model, not a curated record. Gene Ontology annotation, cellular component: mitochondrion. NCBI's taxonomy places the organism in Eukaryota, Metazoa, Arthropoda, Insecta, Hymenoptera, Braconidae. The transcript has 3 exons. Bases 95 to 367 code for a protein of 90 amino acids.